Messenger RNA from Owenia fusiformis, 1861 nucleotides. The record is from the annotation of a GenBank genome assembly. NCBI's taxonomy places the organism in Eukaryota, Metazoa, Annelida, Polychaeta, Sabellida, Oweniidae.
AACCAGCUGCAUGAACACACGAUCUGUUUGAUGCAUUUCUCAUUGUAUUCAUCAAUCCACUGCAAACUAGAACAAAAAGUACAACAAAAAUGAGCGCAAAUCUCGUACACGAUGCGAGCCGUCAGGCCAAUGGACAGAUGAAAAUGAUUACAAAUAAGACAAAAGGUCACGCAGAUGACCAUGGUAAUCUACCUGGCGAAGGUGAAAUACGACCUAAUCCUAAAUUCGUCUCAGACAAUAUUAAUUGCAAGAAUGACAGAUGCCAUGAAUGCGGCCAAAUCUUACAAGAUGGUAUACAGAUAGCAUGUGGACACUGUAUAUGCGAAAAACAUAUUAAUUAUAGACUAGACAGGGAAGAAUCAUAUAUCUGUCCUUGUAGAGUUAAAGACCGUGUGGACAUAAACACAGAAAAUAGAUUCUUAUGGUUCUCAAUUGGAAAACCAACAAUGCUGAAAUACGCAUCGAUCACUAUUGCAAUCGGAAUUUUCGCAUCGCACGUAGUGAUAUCGUCUGCUGAUUCCUGUACUGAGUACAACUACCAUGUCCCAAGAAACUUGGAUGGAACUAUAUACAGACAAUACUGCUCUGACGUCUGUGUGCGGUCUUAUCCUAAGUUCACGGAGGUCUGCAGAGACGAUCCAAUUAUUGGGGAUGUAAAAACACAGUGCACAGAUUUCAUCAGCUGUUUGUACGGGGGAUCCAAAACCGCUGAAGCUGCUAACUAUAUUUUCCUCAUACCAAUCGCGAUUGCUCUGGUUGUGCUGAUUAUCGGACUUAUAGUAGGAUUCAAAUACCGGACUAAUCUUGUGAGACGCUUUCGUUGGGAACAUGAUGAACAUGAUAAUGAUGAUAUUGAAUUUGGACACUUGGAGAUCCCCAGAGAUGAAACAGGCGAUAACCAAGACAAUCCCAUUGUUGAAGACACCCCCCUUAUGAGAGACGAGCCACAUCAGGUAAACGAAGAUGAAGGUGCUACUAGUGCAGGUCGGGACAGUGUAGACGGUGCAAUGAGCCACGAUGUUCAAAUUGAUGCUGAUCAUGUGAUGCUUACAAAUAAAGAUCAGGGCGAUGUGGAUAAAACAAUGAGAAAAAUCGUUGAUGAAGAGAAUACGCUUGCUAGGGAACACCCUCCCUAUGAAUAUAACAGUUUCGAUCAAGCCAGUCCCUCUGACCCUUACCCACCAAAAAAUGAUCUUCCAGAAGAGGUUAACACGAGAGAACCAAACAAAUAUGAGGUCUCUGGAAACAAAGUUGCCCAACCCAAGGAAACGGGACCAGAUAAUCUUAUCACCGGUUUGGAAAAACAAAAGUAAUCUUAGCCAGAUCACAACAUUGAAUGAAACGGAAUGUGCAAUCUGGAGGACAAUGGUGCUAUCAAAAAGAUGGCGUAAAAUUAUUUAAUAAAAUGAAUGCACAUUCGAUAGACACUGAUCUCGAAGUAGGCUGCAUAUAGCACAUAGGAAUUUGGACGAUAAUUGAUAUAUCAAGGAUGGCAAUAUGUUUCCUGCAGAUCAUUGAAGCUGAGGUGUUUUACUUGUGUUAUGUAGUGUUGCGCUGCUAAGUAAAAUUCCAUUGUAGAAUACUGGUUAUAUAAUACUAUAAAAUAAUUAAUGUAUAUAUUAUGAAUUCAAUAGAUUAUUUGUAUAUAAAUGUAUGUAUUAUGAAUUCAACAGAUUAUUUGUAUAUCUGUAUAUAAAUGUAGAUUUUGUAAAUGCACCUUAAUUUUUAUAAUAAAUGUAAAUAUUUUGGGAAAUAAAUCUGUGCUCAUGGUUUUUAUGUGUGCACUGUGUACCAUUAUUCUUCAAAACAAUAGGCAUGUAUGUUCUGAUCAUUGCUCAUUGAUGCAAAUAUUCACGUUGUA